AUGAAAUCGCAGUAUCUGUCAAUUACGGAUAACUCGAUUGACAUAUCUAACGAGAUGGCAUUGGGAAUUGGAGACCAGUUCUGUCUAAGAUGGAACAACUACCACUGCAAUAUGACGUCAGUGAUAAACCAGCUACUGGCUGAAGAAGCCUUUGUCGACGUCACUCUGGCCUGUGAUGGUGCCAGAAUCAAAGCUCACAGAGUUGUUCUGUCUGCUUGUUCCCCCUAUUUCCAACGGGUGCUGUUGGACAAUCCCUGCAAGCAUCCAGUAUUGAUUCUUCCUGUUGGUGUUGGACAUGCUGAUUUAAGGGCCAUUGUGGAAUUCAUCUAUAGGGGUGAAACAUACGUAACCAGAGAUCAGCUCUCUUCCAUAGUUCGAGUGGCAGAAUUGUUAAAAAUUAAAGGAUUGUGUGAAGUGUCACAGCAGCAAAAUGAAACUCAAUCAGUGGGCUCUGUCAUGUCACACACUCUGCCACUCCCACCUGUGGCAGAGCAUCAGUCGGGCCCAGGACCGGGUACAAUUGGCAGCAACUAUACUGGUGUUGUGAAUGAUUCUUCUUUGACAACUGUAGCAGCAUCUCUAGGAGUACCCAACAACACUGUCGUCUCGAUGGCAACUAUGACGCAACCCAUCAAUCAGAUAGUUUCACCGGGACAGAACAACAAUCAGCAGCGGCCUUCGUACUCCCCAUCCUAUCGAGGAAGGCCGAGAGGUAGAAGGCCUUCAGGCUCUUCUGGUUCCGGCCGAGGAGGAUGGACCGGUGGUGGUGGGGAAAAACGGAAUGCAGCAGCAGCUGGGCUGAACUCGAGCGGUGGCGUACGACGUCCAACUCGAGGUGCCUAUCGUGGUUCUUGGCCCAGUCGAUCGCCUUCUAAAACAUCACCAACUGGGUCCAAUCAGAGUACUGUACAGGGCAGCAGCAGCCAAGAUUCGGUCGAUUUAGUCCAAGACAACGAUUCGAUGAUGGUGCAAACGCCGCAGUCACUACAGGGUAAUCCAGGCGGAGGAGGAGGAGGCGACGGUGGUGGGGGUGGGGGUGGUGACGUAGGCGGCUAUCACGGCAAUCCCUCAGCAUCGAAUACCCCUGUACACUCGGCACCCUCAUCACUCGAUUCGCAACCACAGACGACCAACCUGUAUGACACGAGGGGUUAUAGCAGUCCAGUGGCACUUGACCAUUUGCCGAGUCCAUGGCAGCAUCACCUGAGUCAACAUGCAUCUCAUGCCCAUAACUUCAGUCCGACAAAUGCCAGUGGCAAUUCAUCAGGUCAACAGCAAGACCGCUCUUUUAAGACGGAACCUGGUGGGGGCCAUGGUGGAGGGAGUGAAUUUUCUCACGCGUCAGUCGUUCGGAAUGAAACUGUGGCUUCUGUAAACGACGCAGAUAGGAAUGGCCAUGACGAUGGAGGAGGCUUGACAGUGACGCCGGAAAUUUUAGGAUUGCUUCCAUCGCACAUUACUAUGCACGGACACCACCAACACUCACAUCAACAGCAACAGCAACAGCAACAUCAGGGGCAUCAUUCAGCUGGUAGUGGUCAGAACACUACCGACGGCCCUAUUGGCAAUAAUAAUGGCGAUGCGUCGAGUGUUGCUGGUGGUGGUAGUGACGGUGGAGCGUCGUUGAAUACAGUUAGCGACGCUCCAACGAAGAAAAUGUACACACCGGAAGCUAUGGAAGCGGCCCUGGAUGCAUUACGGAAUGGCAGUAUGAGCCUUACGCGUGCGGCAGCUGCCUUUGGAAUACCAUCAACAACACUAUGGCAACGAGCCCAUCGAUUGGGGAUUGACACUCCGAUGAAAAAGGAUCCCUCCAGUCGACACUGGUCAGAGGAUGAUCUCCGACUGGCGCUGGAUGCCCUAAGAGCCGGUAGAAUAUCGGCCAAUAGAGCUUCCAAGGAAUAUGGUAUUCCUAGUUCUACAUUGUACAAAAUUGCGAGAAAGGAGGGAAUCAAGUUAGCAGCUCCAUUCAAUGCCUCACCGACGACUUGGAGUCCAGAUGACCUGGGUCGAGCGCUUGAAGCCAUUCGAGGUGGCAUGUCCGUCCAGAGAGCAGCUACACAAUUUGGCAUUCCGUCCGGGACGCUUUACGGUCGGUGUAAACGAGAAGGCAUCGAACUGGUUCAUAAGCAAAGUUACAGCGGAGAUAGACCAUGGUCCGAUACAAACAUGACGGACGCCAUGGAAGCGGUGCGGCAGGGAGAGAUGUCCAUUAAUCAAGCAGCCAUCCAUUUUAAUGUACCAUACUCUUCAUUGUACAAUCGCAUCAAGAGGAUAAAGGCGGCUGAAGAGGCUGGUGAAAGUUAUGACGCAGCUCUAGCCGAAAGUGGACCGCCUCCUGACGAUGGCGAUGUAUAUGAUGACGAUUUGGACGAGGAUGAUCCUAUGAUGAUCGCGGCUGGUAGCGGCGGUGGGGCUAGUGGCGGAGUAACUCCAUCGCCAACGUCUCAGGGCCACGCUCCGCAACAUCAACAACAACAACAAGGAAUGGGUGGUGAGCCGUCUCCGUCGCCUUCGUCCUACAACACGGGUGGUCACGUCUCGACGCCGCAUUACCUGACGAGCCACGUACCUGGUCACGUGACCAUGACGCUGCCCGUCAUGUCAACGGGUCCCGUGCCGCUAACCAUGGACUACCAAGCCUACGCUCACAGCCAGUCUCACGCUAGCAACUCGUCGAGCCAACCGUCCGGUGCUGUCACCUAUCCACAGUAACUGAAAGUAUCAACAAAAAAAAUAUUAAUAAAAAAAAAAACAACAAAAAAAGCCAACGAGUUCCCCAAUAAAGGCAAAUCAGAGCGGCGGGGCGGGGUCCCAAUUAUUCACGUUUUUCCCACACACUAUUUUUUUAAAUACCAGGUGAAUGGUUCCAAAUUGUUGUGCAUGUCCCUCUACGUAUAUAUAUUAUUAUUCUCUUUUAAAAAACUACACUCGCCACAUCCAUCGACUUCCGAAAUUUCUUUUCGGGAGGGCUGUCGAUCGAGUUUAUAAAAUGGAAUUGAGUCGGUGUCUAUGAACUCACCUUCUCAAAUUUCGCCUCUUAUCGAUGGAUGAAAACUGAAAACAAGACAAAAAGUUUAUAUUUUCAUAUGAACAAAAAGAUUUUUGGUUGUUUUCCGGUUCUUGUUUUAUCGGGAUUUAUUGCCUUUAUUUUUUUCGUCUCUUCCACGAAUUAUUUCACCUCUGCGACCAUCCCCUCGAAAAAAGCAUUUCAUUAAUUUUUUAUUUUAUUUUUUCCCCUUAACAACUGGAUCUGAAAAACGGAGGAGAUUGGAGAACGUGAAUGGCAGGGUUUGAGUGUGUGUGUCUCUGUGUGCCGUUGAGUAUAUGCGUGCAUGUCUUGAUGAAUCUCUUCCAAGGAAAAAGCAAUCAUGGCUACUCCCGGACCCAGUUCUCACCGUAUCCUCCACCUUCUUAAUUUCAAUAUUCAAAACACAAAUUCCUUAUUCUCUAUGAACAAAAAGAGAGAAAAAAGGGAAAAAUUAUUAUACCAAGAAAAAAAAGAAAAAAAAAGUUCUGAAAGAGUAAUAAUAAUAAUAAAAAUGAGCGCGAUUGAUUAUAAUGAAAAUACACACAACUAUUUUUCUGUUGAAAGUGUAGAUGGCGUUGGCGGCUCUCCUGUUUCUAAUUCGAAGAUUCCGCUCACGGUAACGAUUUGUAUUUGACAAAAUAAAAUGAUUUAAAUAUUU
Daphnia carinata is the source of this 3689-nucleotide messenger RNA. RefSeq names its product broad-complex core protein isoforms 1/2/3/4/5-like. NCBI's taxonomy places the organism in Eukaryota, Metazoa, Arthropoda, Branchiopoda, Diplostraca, Daphniidae. Gene Ontology annotation, cellular component: nucleus. Gene Ontology annotation, molecular function: DNA binding; protein binding. The record is from RefSeq and is a predicted model, not a curated record. Gene Ontology annotation, biological process: regulation of transcription by RNA polymerase II. The transcript has 11 exons. Bases 1 to 2715 code for a protein of 904 amino acids.